This is a messenger RNA of Aspergillus chevalieri, 372 nucleotides long. RefSeq lists its product as uncharacterized. The transcript has 3 exons. The record is from RefSeq and is a predicted model, not a curated record. Lineage: Eukaryota; Fungi; Ascomycota; Eurotiomycetes; Eurotiales; Aspergillaceae. The coding region runs from base 1 to 372 and encodes 123 amino acids.
AUGUGUCAACAUCCGCUCUUAUCGCUGCUGCUUCCGCAGCCCCUCCAGCGCACCCUCCAGCGCACCCAGUCCCGGCGCACCCUCCUCCAGCGCACCCUCUCCCUCCUUGCAAGCCUGGACACGCCUGGCCUGAUCACCACGACUGCCACAGCUUCUUCGAGUGUGCCGCCGGGGGCGAGCCUGUUCGGAAAACAUGCGGCCCCGGGGCUGCAUACUGCUGGCAAGUUGGGGUUUGUGUCCCUGAGGAAAAAGUGCCAAGUUGCCCUAAUGCAGGGCCUGCAGCCCUCCCUGGAGGCCAUCGCCAACCUGGACCCAAGGGCCACCACUGAAGAUGGCAGGGAAGAUGAUUUUGCAGUAAUUUGUGAUCCAUGA